This is a messenger RNA of Rhagoletis zephyria (snowberry fruit fly), 804 nucleotides long. Its product is annotated as trans-1,2-dihydrobenzene-1,2-diol dehydrogenase-like. Gene Ontology annotation, molecular function: nucleotide binding. The record is from RefSeq and is a predicted model, not a curated record. NCBI's taxonomy places the organism in Eukaryota, Metazoa, Arthropoda, Insecta, Diptera, Tephritidae.
AUGGCCAACAAAAACAGCGAAGACUACAGCGUGCUUCGGUGGGGCGUCGCUGGGGCGGGCAAAAUUAGCACCGACUUUGUCUGCGCCGUCAAUGCGGACUCGCCUGACAAGCACAAGUUUGUCGCCGUCGCCUCUCGCUCUCUGGAGACGGCCAGCAACUUUGCUUUUGCGCGGAAGAUUCCCACCGCCUACGGCAGCUAUCAGGAGCUGGCACAGGACACCAACGUGCAGAUCGUCUACAUUGGAAACCUCAACCCGGACCACUUCGAAACGGCGAAGCUCUUUCUGGAGCACGGCAAGCACGUACUGUUGGAGAAGCCGCUGACGAUGAAUGCGAAGCAAACGGCGGCCAUCACCGAACUAGCCAGAGAAAAGAACCUUCUUCUAAUGGAGGCUCUCUGGUCGCGCUUCUUGCCCGCCUACGUCUUUCUCGCCGAGCAGCUGAAGGCAAAAACGAUCGGCGAGAUCUACUCCGUGGAGGCGAGCUUCGGCUUCGCCAACCUCGAUGCGGUGGCCCGCGUCUCUGAGAAGAAGCUCGGCGGCGGGACCAUUCUCGACUUGGGCGUCUACACGCUGAACCUCAUUCAGAUGGCCUUCGGCAAUGAGCAGCCGGAGAAGGUGGCCGCCGUGGGCGCGCUAAACUCUAGCGGCGUCGACGCCAGCGUCGCCGCGGCCCUUUCCUACACCGGCGGCCGCUCCGCAGUGAUGCGCACCCAUUCGGUGGUGGAGAUGCCCAACACUGCGACGCUCAUCGGCACGAAGGGCACCAUCAGGCUGGAGAAGUACUUUCACUGCGCCCAGAAG